Messenger RNA from Tetrahymena thermophila SB210, 2292 nucleotides. RefSeq lists its product as hypothetical. NCBI's taxonomy places the organism in Eukaryota, Ciliophora, Oligohymenophorea, Hymenostomatida, Tetrahymenidae. The transcript has 5 exons. The record is from RefSeq and is a predicted model, not a curated record.
AUGAUAGGAUAAGUUGUUAAUAAAGGUACUUCUAGCGUCUCUUCCUUAUUUUAAUAGAUUAGAAGAGGUUUUAAAGGAUUUGACAAAAAUCGUUGGGCUACUUCUGCUGAAGUAUUCCCUGAAAAGCCAUUUAAAUAUGGUUAUGAUAAAUAACAAAAGAUAAAAACUAAGCAAGAUAGAUAAUGGUAUGAAGCUCCUGUUGGUGCUAUGACAAAAAAAAGAUUUUAGACUGCAGAUUUCAGAGCAUAUCAAACUGAAUUAGAAGAAGCAGCCUAAAAAACCUUAGAAGGUUAAAAAAUUGAUGUUGAAGAAGAAGUAGUUAAAGUUGAAAAGGAUGAAAUUUUUGGAGAACAAGGAGCUCCUAAGAGAUACUAUGAUCGUAUUUUGUAGAAGGAACUCUAUUUUCAUCAUAGAAAUGGAAAACACUUUUUUGAAUAAGCUGACAGAAAAAUAAGUUUUUUAAAUUAGUUUACUCCUUAAAUUGAAAAGGUACCAGAACUCGCUGAAACAUUGAAGACUAUUUUAAAAAUUGCAACUGAAUCAGAAGGUUCUCCUCUUAAAAGAGCUGGUAUUGACUAAGAGUUUAUUAUUGAAGAUGACUUCUACUCUGAAAAUGAAGAAUGCAAAAAAUUAUUUGAAGAAAUCAAGCAAAAAGUUUCAAACAUGAAUUAUAGACUUUUACCUGACUUAUGCUUAGUCCUUUCUUUUAAACUUAGAUACAAUAAAGAUGUUUUUGGAAUUUGGGAGAAAAUUGAAUAAAAUUUUAUGUAAUCUAUUCAUCACUAUCCUGUCAUGGAACUUGUUAAAAUGAGAUAUGCCUCUUGUGCUUUGUCCCCUAAAUCACUUUCUCGUGACUGUUUAAAGGCUAUCCAUGAUAUUGUUUUUACUGAGCUCCAUAAUGUUCCUUCUGUAUUAGAUUUGUCUCACCUUCUUUUCGCAUUUAGACAUAUUAACUCUCUUAAAUAUUAUAAUUUAAUACUCGAUGAAAUCUGUAGAAGACCUAUUAAAACCCUUUAAGAAGCUAUAGCUCUUUUGUUUGUAUUUUCUCACUCCCUUUUCCCAAAUUACAAGAGAAAGGAGAUUAGAGAAAAAGAUUAAGAUUUAAAAGAAAAGCAUAAAAUUGUUGAUCACCUUGCUGAUGCUUUAGCUAAUAAUGCUAAAUAAAUUUAGGGUGAUGAUUUUGUAAGAGUUUUAAUUGGUUUGAAUAACUUAUAACUCACUACCUUCAAGGAUGUUUUAACUCAUAUUGAAAGAUAUAUUAUUAAGAAUAUUGAUACUCUUGAUGCUUUCUAGACUUCAAAUGCUUUAUACGGUUUCUCUAAAGCAAACAAUAAUGCUGGUUUUGGAUCUGAAUAGCUCUAUAAAGCACUUUAAAAGGCUGCUGAAAAGCAUUGGUCAUAAUUCUCAAAUGCUGAUAAAGCCAGAACCUUUUACGCUUUUGCCUUUUAAGAUUUGGUAGAUCCUGUUUUCAGAAAGAAAUUUAUUUAACCAUGGCUCAAUGAAAAUUUAGAAUCCAACCUAUCACAUUCAGAAUUACAUUAUGUCGCUUUCUCAUUAAUGUUUGAACAAAAUAAAGAUGCUGAAAUAUGGAAGAAAUUUGUGAAAAAUAUUUGUAAGAAUUAAUAUGUUGUGCCUGUUUUAAACUACUAUCCUAUAAAGCUUGCUAGAUACUACAUGCAAUCAAUUUUCCCCAAGUGGAAUUUCGAUAUUUACAAGCUUGCCUGCUAAGAUGCUGAAGCUACCUGGGAUGCUAGUAGAUAAAUAGAUUCUAUUAUGGAAAACAAUAAAGAAUGGAAAUCAAUUGGUGUUUUGCUUUAAAACAGAUUAGAGUUCAACUCUAUUGGUCUUGACAACUUUGAAAAUCUUUUGCUUAUUGAUUGGGCAAUUAUGCCUCAAAGAGUUGCUAUUAUGAUAUAGGGUGCUCGUCAAACUCUUCCAAACGGAAAACCUACACCACUCCAUCGCUUAAAACUUUAAUUGCUCGAAAAUCACAAGUUUGCAGUAUUUAACCUCAUUUACAAGGAUUUCGAAGCCAUUAGUCCUGAUUAAAAGAUCCCAUAUUUGAAGAAGACCAUUGAAGAACUUAUUGCUAAGCAAGAUACCUAUAUUAAAGACGUUGAAGAACCUCAACAAUGGUUAAGCUUUAUGGAUAGAAUGUAAGAAUUAACCUAUAGAAAUAUCAUGAUUGGUGAAGCAACUAAGGGUGGUGUUAUUGAUCCUGAAAUUUAAGAAGUCCAAUUUGAUUGGUCGAAACUUUAGAAAGAAUUAAAAGAAAGAUAAAAAUAAGAGUGA